Messenger RNA from Kogia breviceps (pygmy sperm whale), 318 nucleotides. NCBI's taxonomy places the organism in Eukaryota, Metazoa, Chordata, Mammalia, Artiodactyla, Physeteridae. The record is from RefSeq and is a predicted model, not a curated record.
CUGAUGCAGAAGAGCCCAGUGACAUAGGAAGGCUCCUGCCAUGAGAUGGAAGGAGAUGUGGGGCCCGAGCCGCUGCUUGGAGGAGAGCUGCCUCCUGAUCUACUGUUUUGGACUUUACACGAGCAAGAAAGCGUUUCCCAAAGUGUAUUCUGCGGAACUAGCACCUACUGUGUUCUCAACACCGUGCCACCUAUAGAAGAUGAUCAUGGGAACAGCAAUAGUAGUCAUGUAAAAAUCUUUUUACCGAAAAAGCUGCUUGAAUGUCUGCCGAAAUGUUCAAGUUUACCCAAAGAGAGGCACCGUUGGAACACUAAUGAG